AUGGAAGGCGUCUCUUACCCAAAGUUCCUCUUGGUUGCGGCCAUUGUGCCAGGCGUCGUGGCAGGCCUAGAGCUGUCCAUCAACGCCAACACCGCGGACUAUGAGCUGGCGACCGAGGUGGGCCUGAGCCAGUCCCUCUGGUGCGCCGUGAAGCAUCCCAGCCAGGCAGAGGAACUGCUGUGGAUGCGAGGGGACAGGGAGGUCAGCCUGCAGGAGGGGAACCGGGUGAAUGCCAGCAACGUCUGCAUCUCCCCUGUCACAGACGAGGACAACGGCGUUUCCUUCACCUGCCACUUGGCCCGGGACAAAUCCGUCCAGAUCUCUGUGCUGCUGAACGUCACCUAUGCCCCCAUCCUAACUGGGGAAGACCCCCCCGGCAUCCCCGCCGAGUGGGAUGUGACCCUCGAUUGCCGUGUCAAAGCCAACCCUCCCGCUCAGCUCGCCUGGCUGAAGGACAACGAAACGCUGCGCCUGGAGGACUCCCGCUACUGGAUUUCCCAAACCAACGAGCUGUUUCAGCUGACCAUUAAGCGGCUCCAAGCCUCGGACGGUGGGAUGUACGCCUGCGCGGCUCGCUCUCCGCGUGGAAUGAGCCGUAAGGAUUUCCACCUGGUCAUCGAAGAGAGCAAGCUGCGUUUUCCCACCGAAGCGGUCAUCGCUGCCGGCGUGGUCCUGUCACUCAUAGCGCUCUUUGCUCUGGCAGUUCGAUGGCAGAAGUUCAUACAGUGUUUCAAGAAAACCGAUGCUUCAAGCCACACCGCCCUGUAA
This is a messenger RNA of Notechis scutatus (mainland tiger snake), 768 nucleotides long. RefSeq names its product transmembrane and immunoglobulin domain containing 1 (gene TMIGD1). Gene Ontology annotation, molecular function: cell adhesion molecule binding. NCBI's taxonomy places the organism in Eukaryota, Metazoa, Chordata, Lepidosauria, Squamata, Elapidae. The record is from RefSeq and is a predicted model, not a curated record. Gene Ontology annotation, cellular component: plasma membrane; cell-cell junction. Gene Ontology annotation, biological process: cell-cell adhesion.